Molecule: messenger RNA, 613 nt
Organism: Cetraspora pellucida
Lineage: Eukaryota; Fungi; Glomeromycota; Glomeromycetes; Diversisporales; Gigasporaceae
Source: the annotation of a GenBank genome assembly
AUCUUAUUAUUACUUUUUUGAAAAUGAUAAUACAAAGCCUUCUGGUCUCUCUACUUACAUGACUAAUAAAAGACCUCAAUUAAAUAUAAAGCUUAUUUCUCAUGAUGCUAUUAUUCUCUGUUUGCAUUAUAGUAUUGAUAUUUGCAACUGGUGGACUAUACAGAGUAAGAAAGACUUAAAAAAGAAAGUGUAUCUUUAUUCGAUACAUGCUGGGUGGCAGACUGUUUUGGAAAUAAACAAUAAAAACUUUUAUACUCAAGUUUUAAAAGGCAAUGAAAAACAUGAACAUUAUCCUGACUAUAGAUGUCAAGUUAAACUAAAAUUUAGUAAUAUUGAAGAGGCAUCUAGUUUUGAAAUUAUAUCUUUAUACAAACAUGUUUGUCAAAAUAAUAAUACAAAAUUUUCUGGCCCACAAGUUUUAGGAUGUUCUAGUAUUAGUAAUACUGAUAAAAUCAAGGCUGAAGUUGAAUACACAGCAAUGCUUACUGGUAAACAUUUAGGAAAAUGUACAAUAUAUAUUCAACAAAUUGAUCUAGAUGAAUAUCAUAUAGAAAUUUAUCAAGAUGGUGUUUCUAAAUAUUAUUAUACUAGUAUAAUCCCAAAUAAAGUUUGA